AAAGAAAAAGAAAAAGAGAGAGGAGAAAAAAAAAACAACAAGAAGAAAUACACAGAAACUCAUCGUGGUUGCUGGCUGGUUUUUUUUUGGUGCGUUCUCGUUGCUGGUGGUGGUAUUUCCCCGUACCGGAGAAUAGGAGAACUCUGUAAGUGGGUGGCAAAAAAAAAAAAAAAAAAAAAAAAAAAAAAAAAAAAAAAAAAGACUCUUCUUCACUCUAAAUCACUUUUUCUUUUGCUGGACUGGGACACUGGGAUAUUAAAUAUACGGCACAUCCAGGAGUUUAUUGGAGCGCAGACUGAUGGCGCAAAGGUACGAUGAGCUGCCCCACUACGGCGGGAUGGACGGCGUAGGGGUGCCGGCGUCCAUGUACGGGGACCCGCACGCCCCCCGGCCGAUCCCCCCGGUGCACCACCUCAACCAUGGGCCGCCGCUACACGCCGGACAGCACUACGGCGCCCACGCCCCGCACCCCAACGUCAUGCCGGCCAGCAUGGGCUCCGCUGUCAACGACGCUCUGAAGCGGGACAAGGAUGCGAUCUACGGGCACCCGCUGUUUCCCCUCCUCGCUCUGGUCUUUGAGAAGUGCGAGCUGGCGACCUGCACGCCCCGGGAGCCCGGCGUGGCCGGCGGGGACGUCUGCUCCUCCGACUCCUUCAACGAGGACAUCGCCGUCUUCGCCAAGCAGGUCCGCGCUGAAAAACCACUUUUUUCUUCAAACCCAGAGUUGGACAAUUUGAUGAUCCAAGCAAUACAAGUACUAAGGUUCCACCUCCUGGAGUUAGAGAAGGUUCACGAAUUGUGCGAUAACUUCUGCCAUCGGUACAUUAGUUGUUUGAAAGGAAAAAUGCCAAUAGACCUCGUUAUCGAUGAAAGGGAUGGCAGCUCCAAGUCAGACCACGAGGAACUCUCAGGAUCUUCCACAAAUUUAGCUGACCAUAAUCCUUCAUCUUGGAGAGACCACGAUGAUGCAACCUCAACGCACUCAGCAGGCACACCGGGGCCCUCCAGUGGGGGCCAUGCUUCCCAGAGUGGAGACAACAGCAGUGAGCAAGACUGCCAGCCAAAUGAACACUUUAGGAGGAGGUGCAUAUAUAUGUCCACAGCACCCAGCGAGUUAAUCCACCCUACUGUGCAUAGGUGUUGGAGCUCAUAUGGGGAUGGUUUAGACAACAGUGUAGCCUCACCUGGUACUGGGGAUGACGAUGACCCAGAUAAGGACAAAAAGCGACAGAAGAAAAGAGGCAUUUUCCCCAAAGUAGCAACAAAUAUCAUGAGAGCAUGGCUUUUCCAGCAUCUCACAGUAAGUGGUGCCCAAAACCAGAACAAAUUUCUGUUCAUUUACCUAAUGAGGUUUAUUCAUCAUUAUUAGAAAUGAAUUGUCUCC
Messenger RNA from Coturnix japonica (Japanese quail), 1384 nucleotides. NCBI's taxonomy places the organism in Eukaryota, Metazoa, Chordata, Aves, Galliformes, Phasianidae. The record is from RefSeq and is a predicted model, not a curated record.